CAUCCCUAAAAGAUUCGAAAUUGUGAAUCGAUCGAUAGCUUCUAAAGUUUUGAUUUUGGUAGAAUCGACGAACCAAAGGUUUCGAUUUGAGCUAACAUGGGUGGGUCAGGGAAUUGGCUUAAAUCACUAAUAUCUCACAGGAAACCCGUCGAUGAUCAGCAGGAGAAGCUAAGUGAAAAGAGCAGCAAGAAGAAAUGGAAGAUGUGGAGGAUUUCAUCGGAGAGCUUCACAUCUUCUUCCUCCAAGGAAGGUUUUCUCAAGAGCCGAGGAAGCUAUGGACUUUCUUCUUUAGGCUCAGAUCCACCGUCGUUCUCGGCCGACGAGGCUUUCACUGUGGCCAUGGCAGCUCUCAUUCGAGCUCCUCCCAAGGACUUCUUAUUGGUUAAGCGAGAAUGGGCUUCAACAAGAAUCCAGGCUGCUUUUCGUGCAUUCCUGGCAAGACAGGCGUUUAGAGCUUUGAAGGCUGUUGUGAGAAUUCAGGCGAUAUUUCGCGGCAGACAAGUUCGAAAACAAGCAGCCGUUACACUCAGGUGUAUGCAAGCUCUUGUUCGUGUCCAGUCUCGUGUUAGAGCUCAUCGUAGAGCGCCUUCAGACUCAACUGAACUGAAAGAUCCUGCAAAGCAGACCGAGAAAGGAUGGUGUGGUAGCCCAAGAAGUGUUAAGGAAGUGAAAACAAAAUUACAAAUGAAGCAAGAAGGCGCUAUUAAAAGGGAGAGAGCUAUGGUUUAUGCUCUCACGCAUCAGUCGAGGACGUGUCCAAGUCCAAACCGAAACGCAAGAGUAAUUAAGCAUCAUGGUUCGCGCAAGAGCAGUCCUGGUUGGAACUGGUUUGAAGAUGUUGGGACAUUUUCAAGGAAAAGUAGCGAGAGCAGUGUAUUGUCUGAACAUGAGUCUGUAAAAGUCAGGAAGAACAAUCUUACUUCAACUAGAGUUCUUGCUAGACCUCCUCUUCUUCUUCCUCCGGUUUCUUCUGGCACGAGUUCUGGUUAUUUACACGAUGAGACAUCAACCUCGUCGACAUCUCAAUCACCAUUUGCAUUCUCCGGCAGUGUUCUUGAAAGUGAUGGGUACUAUCGAAAGCCGAGCUACAUGAGCCUGACACAAUCUACUCAAGCCAAGCAGAGACAAUCAGGAUCAUCUUGCAAUGGAGAUGAUAGACGCAGUGCUGGUUCAGAGCAGUGUACUGAUCUAUACCCUCCGGGAAUAGUAACUGGAAGACAUGUCUGGGCUAAGAGCCAGCGAAGCUAAAAAAGGAAGCCGUGAUGAUUCACUGCAAGUCAUUUUCAACAGCCUGUUGGUUUCUCUCUUUCUAUCUUGUUUCAGGAACGGCUCCUGUAAACAUAUACACGAACUAUAGAUACAGAAACAGCUUCUGUGUACCGUUUACAUAUAAGAAUAUUUGUGAUAGUUACUUGAGCUUGAAGUGUUAGGCUAUUUAGGCCACUAGCAAUAACUUGGAAAUUGUUCCUCCUUGAUUGUUAAACUUUCACUAUAUUCAU
Messenger RNA from Eutrema salsugineum, 1499 nucleotides. RefSeq names its product protein IQ-DOMAIN 1. The coding region runs from base 97 to 1248 and encodes 383 amino acids. Gene Ontology annotation, molecular function: protein binding. The transcript has 5 exons. The record is from RefSeq and is a predicted model, not a curated record. Lineage: Eukaryota; Viridiplantae; Streptophyta; Magnoliopsida; Brassicales; Brassicaceae.